AUGUCCUUGCAGGUCAACUUAUCUAGCAAAGAGAUCGGCGAGGCAUACCAGAAUGUCGUUGCUGGGAGAAACAUAGAUUGGGUAAUAUACACAUACGACAAGGGUGGAAAUGACCUCAAGGUGCAGGCCACCGGGAAUGGUGGGCUCCAGGAAUUAGAGGAGGAAUUCUCAGAUGGACGGAUGCAGUAUGCUUUCGCGCGUGUGAUAGAUCCUAAUAGUAAACUGGCCAAGUUCGUACAAAUCAACUGGUGUGGAGAUGGUGUGCCCGAAGCCAAGAAGGGUCUAUUCCACACUCACUCCAGCGCCGUUGCGAAGUUCCUCCGUGGUUCUCAUGUUGUAAUCAGUGCUCGCAACGAGUCUGAUGUCGCGCCUGCGCUCAUAAUGAAGCGUGUCGAAGCUGCAUCUGGGGCAAAAUAUUCAGCCCACAACGAGCAAGCGCGCAAGUUCGAACCGAUCGCCCCUGUAGGUACGAGCUACACGCCUGUCGGGCGGCCCGACAUCACUGCCAUGCGGAAUGUUCAGCCGCCACCGAGGAAUGUUACUUCAUCCGUGCCUUCAGCACCCAAACCUGUCACGACAUUAUCUAAGCCUGCGAUACCCACUGCACCCCGCCCCGUUGUUGGCGGUACUGCUUCUGUACGACCUGCUGGUACAGGGAAAGCCCCCGUUGAUGCUUGGGAGGGAGAGGCACCUUCUGCAUCGCUGCCUCCACCGCCACCGCCUGCUGCGUCACGUCCACCGGUCGUAACCAGCGCUCCAAGGCCUGCUUUUUCUUCUUACGUUGGCACAACUGCUGCACGCUCUACUCCUGCAGCUCCCGCCACCCCGCCUGCCGUCCCUUCCUCUAGUGUUCCUGUUAAACCUGCAGAAGAAGAUCGUAUUGCGCCAGUAGGUACUGCGUGGACCCCGGUCAAACUGACACCAGGCAGGCUGAAAAAUCCGUUUGCGCAAUUUGAGCAACAACAGCAGCAGCAAGCUCCUCCGCCCCGCGCACCUGCUGCUGGUGGGCCAAAGAAACUCACCUGGAGCGAACGUCAACUUCAAGCGAAGAAACAAGCAGAGGAUGAAGAGCAACGAAGUAAACAGGCUUCGUGGCAAAGUCCCGUAUCUACAGGUUUAAGCAGCGGUUCGACACCAGGAAGGUUUGGCGCCAAAGUUGCCGCUGCCGCUGUAGGUGGUGCAGCUAUUGGUGCGGUCGGGGCUGCAUUAGAAAUUCCAGAGCCUGAACCUCAGCCGCCCCCACCCCCACCGGCUCCCCCUGCAUCGACACGUCCACGAUUUGUGCCGCCCCCGCCUCCCGAGCCAGAACCAGAACUGGAAGUAGAAGAGGAAGAGGCUGCUCCCCCACCACCGCCCCCGCCCCCGCCGCCACCACCACCACCACCACCAGCAUUUGUGCCUGCGCCCAUUGAAUUGGAAGAAGAAGAAGCAGGACCGCCCCCGCCGCCUCCGCCUCCGCCGCCACCUCCGCCACCUGUAGCCCAGAUGCAGGCACUGAGCGUGGAGCCAGAGCCAGAACCAGAACCAGAGCCCGCUCCGGCCGGCCAGGGUAUCUUUGCGGUCGUUUUGUAUGAAUAUGAGGCUACGGAAGAUAACGAAAUGAACUUGGUGGAAGGUGAACUUAUUGAGCAGAUCGAACAGAUUGACGAAGGUUGGUGGAGUGGUGUUAGCCAAGGAGGCGAAAAGAGCGGAUUGUUCCCUGGUGAGUGUUUAUUUUCAAAUUAUGUUGAAAUCGUGGAACAAUCUGAGGAAGAGGCUCCUCCACCUCCACCUCCACCACCGCCACCACCACCGCCACCACCGCCUCCCCCAGCUCCGGCAGCGCCACCCGCUCCCGAACCUGAGCCCGAGGUCUCUGCUGCCGACGAGGGCAUUGUAGCAGUGGCUAUUUACGAUUAUGAAGCCGCCGAGGACAACGAAAUAUCAUUCCUUGAGGGUGAUAGGAUUGUUGAAAUCGAGGCGGUUGGUGAAGGAUGGUGGCAAGGCAAGAAUCCACAUGGCGAAGUCGGAAUGUUCCCCGAAAAUUACGUCGAACUACAAGAAUGA
Messenger RNA from Suillus clintonianus, 2046 nucleotides. RefSeq lists its product as uncharacterized. Lineage: Eukaryota; Fungi; Basidiomycota; Agaricomycetes; Boletales; Suillaceae. The record is from RefSeq and is a predicted model, not a curated record. Gene Ontology annotation, cellular component: actin filament; site of polarized growth; cortical actin cytoskeleton. Gene Ontology annotation, biological process: regulation of actin filament polymerization. The coding region runs from base 1 to 2046 and encodes 681 amino acids. Gene Ontology annotation, molecular function: actin filament binding. The transcript is spliced from 13 exons.